Ruditapes philippinarum (Manila clam) is the source of this 954-nucleotide messenger RNA. Its product is annotated as alpha-(1,3)-fucosyltransferase 7-like. NCBI's taxonomy places the organism in Eukaryota, Metazoa, Mollusca, Bivalvia, Venerida, Veneridae. Gene Ontology annotation, cellular component: membrane. Bases 79 to 954 code for a protein of 291 amino acids. Gene Ontology annotation, molecular function: alpha-(1->3)-fucosyltransferase activity. The record is from RefSeq and is a predicted model, not a curated record. The transcript has a single exon.
UGACAAAAUAUCCAUCCACCCAUUGAUAUAUGACCUGCACGUGUUGAGGAAAACUGUUGUUACACAGACGUAUGGACAAUGUAUCAUGGAAGAAGACGGUUGAGUAGACUUUGCAAAGUGAUAGCCACGCUAUUGUUCUGUUUAAUAUUCUUAUUGGUUUUAAAACGUAUGUGCAUUAUAGCAUUUUCAUAUUACCCAAAUCCACCAUCUGAACCUAACAAUAGAAAUCAAAAAGACCAUGUGGUCACGUACGGGGCCAGUUACCUGAAACCAGCUUCUCUAAAAACUAUAGUCGUUUGGACGCGUUAUUUCGGAGAAUGGGGAUGGGAGAUUAUAGCAGAAAAUUCAAUGAAAAGCUGCCCGACUAAAUGUAUGUACACACUAGAUAAAAACCUAAUAGAGAAUGCGAACGCGGUGUUAUUUAAUGCCAACGGUUUGUGGAAAUAUCGAACUUUAAUUGGCACGCUUUAUGAAUUCCCUAUACCAAUGCCUAAUGUGAGAACACCGAACCAAGUCUGGAUCUUACUGAGUAUUGAACCAAUGAAUACAAUGCGAGUUUCUAUGAACCAGUAUGGAUUUAACUGGACGACAUUAUACAGGAGGGAGUCCACCGUAUACUACCCAUUUACAAGCUGGUUUAAAAUGUCUCCAGAUGAAAUAAAUAAGAGUGAAACGCAUUCCAAAGGAGUGUCUGAAAAUCAUUUCAAAACCAAAACAAAGUUCGCUGCAACCAUGAUAAGUAAUUGUGACGAUGAUGCAAGAAGGUAUAAAAUAAUCAGGGAAUUGAAAAGAUACGUUGACAUCGACGUAUUUGGGGUUUGUUCCGGAAAAGUGAUAUGUCAAUACCGGAAAUCCCCGAACGAAUGUAAGCAACUCUACGAGUAUAAAUGCUAUUUAGCUUUUGAAAAUAGUUUCUGUAGGGACUACGUUUCUGAGAAAUUUUGGUUGACAUGA